AGUAGACGUUCCGAAUAUUCUGCCUCAAAAUUUAUAAUAUACCAAGAUGGACACCAACACAGCGAAGUCAACACCAACAUCGGGUUUUCAAAUUCCUCUUUAUGUUCUGGAUGAUCUAUGCAGUCGAUUUAUAAUCAACAUCCCCGAUGAAGAAAGACAGGACCUAAUCCGGAUAUUCUUCCAGAUAGAGCUGGCACACUGGUUUUAUCUGGAUUUUUAUUGUGCAGAAAACCAGGAACUCCGAUCAUGUGGAAUAAAAGACUUCUCUGCACAAGUGUUCAAGCAUUGUCCAUUUUUGAGUGGUCAUGCAGGUGAAGUGGACAAGAUCCUUGAGAAUUGGCGGUCCUAUAAGAUGAGUGUUCCUACAUAUGGUGCUAUCAUGUUGGAUCCAGAACUAAAAUAUGUCCUUUUAGUACAAGGAUUCUGGACGAAGAGUAGCUGGGGUUUCCCUAAGGGCAAAGUGAACGAGGAGGAGUCCCCGCACGACUGUGCUGUGAGAGAGGUUGAGGAGGAAACUGGAUUUGAUAUAGUAAGACUGAUAGACAAGAAUGCCUUCCUAGAGAACCACUUUAAUGAUCAGCUAACACGCUUAUAUAUUGUCCCAGGAGUUCCACUUAACACAAAGUUCCAGCCAAAGACACGAAAGGAAAUCAAGAGUUUGCAGUGGUUUCCAAUCGAAGCUCUUCCAGCUCACAAACAUGACCAGACCCCAAAACAACUAGGCUAUAAUCCAAACAACUUCUUCAUGGUCAUUCCAUUCAUCAAACCACUUAGGAAAUGGCUUGCUGGGAGACCGAACCUGUUAGAUGUUGACCUUAAUGAGUACAGCACCUCCACACAACACAAAACACAGAAAGGUGGAGGUAGUGAUGUGCGACACCAUCGUGAAAAACAGAAACAGAAACUACAGCAGUUCUUUGCCCAGCAAAACCAGCAGGAGUAUGAGGAUUACUUGCAGUUAAAGGAAAAUGAUCCAAAGUCCAGGGCAGAGUCCGCUAAUAAAGAUAUGAAAUCACGCUCAGAAUCGCCACGCAAGGAGCCUUAUAACAAGGGAAGACAUCUGGAAAAUAGUGAACCACCCCAAGGCAAAAAAGGAUAUCAUAUCAUGAAUCGGGAUGGUACGAUAAGUGGAUCUUCCAGAAGAAGUUUAAAUCCACAGUUUGAAAACAGUCCAGGUCAAAAACAGGGACAGCCAUAUGAUAACAGAAGCAGACUUCCGACUGUAGUAUUUGAUAGAACACAACCUCCACCUAGCCUCCCUGUGAAAUCCCAGCACGAAAGGACGAACUCCAAUAAUUCUCAUAACACGAACUCUCCUCAUAGUAAAGGACAAUUCACCCAAAAGAAGAACAAAUAUAUCAAAAUAACAGACCCUGAUGGUCUUGGGUCGGAGACUUGGCUUAACUUUCAUUUUGAUAUGUCGGCCAUUAUGUCAUGUAUUCAGUAAAGUGCUGUGAGUGUGUAAAAAGGUUGUUCGACCUCACUUCAAAACGACAUUGAUUGUGAUAAUGUGAGCCAGAUUGCUGCUGAAAAUAUGGACAAACAGGACAAUUAUGUCUAUGUAACAGUUAUGAGUGGAUAAAGAAAAUAUAAAUUUGACAUUCCUGUACUAUAAAACUUGAAGAAAAUAAUUACCGGUAUCUACCAUGAUGGCAUUCUUGAUAUAAUAUGAUACUUGAAGAAAGUAAUAAUCAACCAUGAUAGCAUUCCUAAAAGUGUAUAGCGCUAGAUAGUGUAUGUGACAUUUAUGAUAGUAGCAUAAAUGUAAAGAAUGAUAGUAUUGGACAGAUAUUAUUGGUAGUAUGUAUGGUGUGUUCGAUAUUCUGUACAUUAAUUAUCAUUAAAGGAAUAAAGUUAAUACAACUCUAGACACGAAGGAAUGUGGCAAAUUUGAUAGACUUGAUGAAAGCUAGACUUUAAAGUAUUUAUCAUACUCUGGUAAUUUAGUAAUGAUGGUGUUCAUAGAUACACAGUGUGUGAAGAGAGUAUCUCCGAUAUUCUCAGUAAUGUAGGUAAGGAACAAAUCUUUGAUAUUCUUUGUAAUUUGUAAAGAAAUUUAGUACAUAUUUUAUCUGAAUAAUUUUCGGCAGCAUAUCAAAUAUAAGAUGCUUAUAUGUACAUGUACUGGCAUUAUUCAGAUAAAAAUACAUUGUAUUUAAAAUAAAAUUUGCUUAAUGAGCAGUCUCCAUCAUUUCUCAGUCAGUGUUUUUAAGUUAGCACUGUUGUCCAUAUCAGUACAAUGUUUAUAAUGAAAAAGUUACGUUUUCCUGUCUGUAGAUACAAGGAAUAAAUAAAUCUCAAAACCUUUGA
Molecule: messenger RNA, 2310 nt
Organism: Pecten maximus
Lineage: Eukaryota; Metazoa; Mollusca; Bivalvia; Pectinida; Pectinidae
Product: m7GpppN-mRNA hydrolase-like
Exons: 9
Coding region: 47-1447 (466 amino acids)
Biological process (GO): deadenylation-dependent decapping of nuclear-transcribed mRNA; nuclear-transcribed mRNA catabolic process, nonsense-mediated decay
Cellular component (GO): cytoplasm; P-body
Molecular function (GO): RNA binding; 5'-(N(7)-methylguanosine 5'-triphospho)-[mRNA] hydrolase activity; manganese ion binding
Source: RefSeq, a predicted model, not a curated record